AUGUGGCUGACAAAAGGGAACAACAGUCCAAGAAAAAUUGAGCACUGUGUGUUCUACAAGACAGGAACAUAUUUAAUUGAAAAGCAAGUUAAAUGCGUAGGUUGCCGGGAAAAGAUGAAGUCGGUAGACCAUAUGGCUACCAAGUGUAAUAGAAUGCUUGUACAUGAUUAUAUGAGACACCAUAAUAAAGCGUCAAGAUGUAUACAUUUACAGUUAUGCGUAAUUUAUGGACUUUAA
Messenger RNA from Vairimorpha ceranae, 237 nucleotides. RefSeq lists its product as hypothetical. The transcript has a single exon. Lineage: Eukaryota; Fungi; Microsporidia; Nosematidae. The coding region runs from base 1 to 237 and encodes 78 amino acids. The record is from RefSeq and is a predicted model, not a curated record.